CAAAAUCAUCAGGGCAAGACAUCGACCACCUUGACUUCAAAAUCGUGGUGGAGCCAAAGGAUUCCUCAUCUUUUACGGUUAUCCUCGUGGCCUCAUCCAGGCAGGAGAAGGCUGCGUGGACCAGUGACAUCAGCCAGGUAGGAGGGAGCCGGCAGCAGGGAGGGCAGCUCUUGGUUUUGUUCCAGGCUGGAACCACAGAUAUCUUGUUUCUCUGCAGGUCUGAUGCCAGCUUGUAUUGUGAUGAUGUUGACAUUAGGUUCAGUAAAACGAUGAAUUCCUGCAAGGUCCUGCAGAUCCGCUAUGCAAGCGUGGAACGGCUCCUGGAGAGGCUGACGGACCUGCGCUUCCUGAGCAUUGACUUUCUGAACACGUUCCUGCAUUCGUACCGCGUCUUCACCACCGCCCUGGUCGUCCUCGACAAGCUCAUCACGAUCUACAAGAAGCCGAUCAGCGCCAUCCCCGCACGGUGCUCCCCAGACCCGCCUGGCUCAGAGGUGUCUGUCAGGGAGGAGUCGGACACGGAUCCCAACCAGAGCGACGAAGCAGAAGCUGAAACUUCCCCAACAAAGUCUCCGACGACCCCGAAGUCCAUCAAGUGCAAGAAUUCAUCAGGUAACAAGACCUUGACGCAGGAGGACCCAGGAGACAACCAGAUAACGCUGGAGGAGGUCGUGCAGCUGGCUGAGGGGGUCAAAGCGGAGCCUUUUGAAAACCACUCGGCCCUGGAAAUCGCGGAGCAGCUGACGCUGCUGGAUCACCUCGUCUUCAAGAAGAUCCCGUACGAAGAGUUCUUUGGGCAAGGCUGGAUGAAGCUCGAGAAGAACGAAAGGACUCCUUACAUCAUGAAGAACACAAAACACUUUAAUGACGUCAGCAACUUGAUAGCGUCGGAGAUCCUCCGGAACGAGGAGAUCAACGCGCGGGUGAGCGCCAUCGAGAAGUGGGUGGCGGUGGCGGACAUCUGCCGGUGCCUGCACAACUACAACGCGGUGCUGGAGAUCACCUCCUCGCUCAACCGCAGCGCCAUCUUCCGCCUGAAGAAAACCUGGCUCAAGGUCUCCAAGCAGCCCAGUUACGCUUGUGACCCUCCGUGCGUCCCCUACCUCGGAAUGUACCUGACUGACCUGGCGUUCAUCGAGGAGGGGACCCCGAAUUACACCGAGGACGGCCUGGUGAACUUCUCCAAAAUGAGGAUGAUUUCGCACAUCAUAAGGGAGAUCCGCCAGUUCCAGCAAACCUCCUACAAGAUCGAGCACCAGCCCAAGGUGACGCAGUACCUGCUGGACCAGUCCUUCGUGAUGGACGAAGAGACCCUUUACGAAGCUUCUCUGCGAAUAGAGCCCAAGCUGCCUUCCUGA
Egretta garzetta (little egret) is the source of this 1358-nucleotide messenger RNA. Its product is annotated as ras-specific guanine nucleotide-releasing factor 1. Gene Ontology annotation, cellular component: plasma membrane. Gene Ontology annotation, biological process: Ras protein signal transduction; positive regulation of GTPase activity. Gene Ontology annotation, molecular function: guanyl-nucleotide exchange factor activity. NCBI's taxonomy places the organism in Eukaryota, Metazoa, Chordata, Aves, Pelecaniformes, Ardeidae. The transcript has 12 exons. The annotation marks the transcript as partial. The record is from RefSeq and is a predicted model, not a curated record.